GCCAAUCUUUUUUUUUUUCUUUCUCUUUCCUCUCUCCUCUCAAAGGAGUAAUCUCAUGCACGACUUAUCAAAGCCCCGGCGGUUUAAUUGGAGCUUGGGCUUGCCUGGUAGUAAUUACGCUUACAAUUUCUACCGCUCGCUCCAAAUCUGAAGAACGCCUUCUUCAUUGGAAUUCCACAGACAGGAAGUUCGACGACGGCCACAGUCAUCGGUCAAGGCCCAAGGUCCAAGGUCCAAUGCCCAGCGUCCAAUAUCCAACAUCCAGCAUCCAAUACCCAAGACCCAAUACACAAUAUCCAACACCCACCACCCAACAUCCAAAGCCAUCCGAACAAUUCCAAGUGCAGAGUAGUAACCACCUACCGGAUGAAAAUGCGGGGCAAGGGUUUCGGUGGAUCCAUGGGAUUUGGCCUUUGAAUUCAUUCUUGGCUGCAUGAAAAUUGCAUCUGGGUUUAACCCUCAACGGAUGGUUGCAUGCCAUACUACAUUGAAUGGGGGUGGGAGAGUUCAUCUUACCACCGAUUUUGAAGAUGAUCUUUGUAUGUAACGUAUGAUAUUGGUGGUGGAAAGGGAGGAUGGGAGGGAGAAAGAAGAAUGGAUGGUAUGGAUGGUAUAGAUGGUACGGAUGGUAUGGAUGGGAUGACUUUGGGAUGGGUUUCAGAUAGGACGAGAGACGUUCAUUUGAUCUUUUGGAUUGGGUAUCAGGAUUAGUAUCAUUAGGAGUAUCAGUGCAUACAUAUCAGUACAUACAUAUCAGUAUCAUAUCAACAUCAGUAUCAGUAUCAUUUCAACAUCACCACCCACCAACAUCCCUCAAGUCCCAAGUCCCAACACCUCCACACCACAAUAGUGGAGAACACGGUACAAAAUCUCAAGUAAUCGAAUCAGCAUCACGAUACCAAAACCCAACUGAUUGGAAUUUGGAAACACCGAUAAUCUUCCCCCCCAAGGUUACGGUGCGAGUGGUUAUCUCGAGAUUCCCCAAAAGAUCAACUAAUAGAUACGUCUCAUCGUUCAUCGUUCAUCGUUCAUCAUUCAUCGUUCUAUCCACUCCCCUCUAAAAUUCUCCGAGAAAAGAAAGAGACCAUCAUAUCAUACCAAUUGAUGGGAAUUGUCCUGACCUGACCUGUCCUGACCUGA
Molecule: messenger RNA, 1140 nt
Organism: Botrytis cinerea B05.10
Lineage: Eukaryota; Fungi; Ascomycota; Leotiomycetes; Helotiales; Sclerotiniaceae
Exons: 2
Coding region: 237-437 (66 amino acids)
Source: RefSeq, a predicted model, not a curated record